Molecule: messenger RNA, 1584 nt
Organism: Lactuca sativa (garden lettuce)
Lineage: Eukaryota; Viridiplantae; Streptophyta; Magnoliopsida; Asterales; Asteraceae
Source: RefSeq, a predicted model, not a curated record
AUGAAGGAUGCCCUAGUCGCGUCCAUUGCUACGUUUCACACGAAGAAGAUCAUCAUCUCUGAUCCAACAAAGUGCCAUCACAAUGGCUCCAAUCCUAAAUCCAUGUAUCGAUGUGUCUCAUCUGAAAGUCAUGUUAUGGCGGAAUACAAAAAACUUACUCCUAAGAGACCGAGAGUCCUUACUCCAAAACAGCAGGUUGCCUUGGAAUCUGUAAACAAGCCUGGCAACCGAGGGAAACGCACUACCACAAAGAAGGAGUCAACAGAGGAGGAUAAGACUAAAGCUUCUAAGUCACAAAAACGAAAGUCUGAUAAAGGAGAUUCUUCCAAGCCCAAGAAGCUAAAGAAAAUGGCAAGAAGAUCCAAGAUUCCCACUCCUCCUAGCUCAGAAAAUGACAAGGAAAAUGAAGAAGAGGAGGGUCAUCAUGAAUCACCGAGAGGCAAUACACCUCCCAGAUCCCCAACUCUAACCGAACCCAUUCAUGACAAAAUUCCUACCCCACCUCUAUCACCAAAACAAACUAUUCCAGUUUCGGUUCCUAUCGAUCCUCCACCCACUGCUUCACAACCAACGACUUCUUUACCACCACCUCCACCAGUUACUUCUACUCCUAUUUCUACAACACAAUUACCACCUCCUAUAAUUUCUAAAACCACCACCUCUAUAAUUCCUGAACCAACAAUGGAGGUCAACGUAUCUGAUACGAGGGCCACAACUGUAACUGAAACUCCAAUCAUCAAUAAACCUCUUUCACCCACCCACUCAACUGAUUCUGGUGCCACUCUUGGUGGUGAGAAUGACGAGUAUGACCUUACAUACUUUAGUCCAUAUCGGCUACCAACUGAUGAGGAUGAUGAUGCUCCUGUCACUAGCCAACACUUGCAGAGCAUCAAUGAGAAACUCGAUCGAUUGCUUGAAGACAACAAAGCCUAUAGUGGUGUGGUCCUCAAAGCUUUUCUGGACACUGCUCUGGAACAAUAUACGGAGUGUAUUGAAAUAUCCACUAAAGUUGUUGAUGCUUCUACUUCCUCCUGCAAAAAGGCCUCAACUGCUGUUACUGAGAUUGUUCAAACAACUCAGAUUUUUCUUGAGUCUCUGAAAGGGCAUGCCGACACAAAUGCAGCCAAGAUACAAGAUUUUGUAGAUUCUUUCUCUAAGUCUCUUCAAGAAGAGCAGUCAAAGUUUGAGGCUGUGCAUUCCUCUAUCCAAGCUGAGAAUUCUUCGCUUAUCAGCUCAGUCACUUCUAAGCUUGACUCUAUUCACGCUAAUCUGGCAACCGAAAGUGUUCUGAAGGAAGAAUUGGCACGACGAUCCUCUAUGCUUGAAGUACAGAAAGUGCAGUUCACCCAAGAAGAAAAAGAAAUUUCCUUAUUAAAGACCGAAAGGGCUAUUUUCCGCAGCUAUGCAGGGGAUGUUAAGGAUAUGCUCACCAACAUUCUUGGUGCUCAUGAUCCUAUUCUAACUCUGACCAUUCGGAAUCAUCUCUCCACAAAAUUGACUCCUGCCAUUGCCAUGUUACAUGAAAUGAAGGGUGUUUCGGAGGGAUUCCGACCUCCAAAACAAGGGGAGAAAGUGCUCAACUGA